GUCAAGUAUUAUAUCAUAAAUGUCACCAGCGGCACGGCACAUUGCUUGACUGAUAUUGUCUUUUAAUUUUAUGUAAUAAAUUUAAUUAAUUAUUAGCCUUAAAUCACCUUCUUAUUACAGUACAAAGUCUCAAGUGUACCUUGUUUAAAAACCGUGUACUUGAAUGUUUAUGUCCUUGAAUCUGACAUUAACCUUUAAAAAAACAUAAUGAUUCGUUUUAGUCAUAAUUUUGUGUAAUAAGUGUUGAAUUAUUUUAAGUUGCGACUCAUUUGUCUUUUCCUAAUAAUAAUUAAGGUUAAAGAGAAACCAGAGCUGUGAAAACCCACCAAAAAUGCUGAACAAUAGUAUUAAAAUGUACAAAAUAACUAAACUACAAAACCUUAUACAGAGAACAAUAUCGUUAAACGCCAAACGAAAAUUCAGUGUUCCACUAACUUACUCAUGUAUCUGUGGUCAAAUAUAUUUAAAAAAUACAAAUCACAGAUACGAAAUUACCAGAGUUCAUUCAACUCAAAGUGACCAGCAUAGACAAAAAGUUGUCAUAGAGACCACCACGCCAAAGAUUGUCUAUGACAAGUUGCAAGAAAAGGUUUUACCUGACCAUAGACAUAUAGAUGUUGGGCCCGGAUUUUGGAAAGAUAAGGUUGAUCCAUAUUUAAAGUUGGCAAGAUGGGACAAACCUAUUGGUAUAUACCUUCUCUACUGGCCCUGUGCCUGGUCGAUAGCCAUGGCUUCAGUUCCCGGGACGGUGCCGCUCCAAACGUCCCUGCAAACUGCUGGCCUGUUCCUCGUUGGUGCUGGUCUUAUGAGGGGGGCGGGAUGCACCAUCAACGAUAUGUGGGAUCGAGAUGUUGAUGCUAAGGUAGAAAGAACAAAGACUCGUCCCUUAGUUACGGGGGCGGUAUCUGAGACGCAAGCCGUAGUGUUCCUAGCAGUACAGCUUAGCUUAGCACUGGCUGUGUUAUUACAAUUGAAUUGUUACAGCAUUGUGCUUGGAGCUAGCAGUAUGCUCCUAGUCGUAACGUAUCCAUUAGCGAAACGUUACACGAACUACCCUCAAAUAUUUUUGGGCGCGACUUUCAAUUGGGGUGCUCUACUUGGGUACAGCGCUAUUCAGGGUGAUCUCAACCUUGCGAUUUGCGGCCCCCUGUAUAUAGGGGCCUUGGCCUGGACUAUAGUCUAUGAUACUAUCUAUGCUCACCAGGAUAAAGAAGAUGAUUUGAAAGUUGGUGUCAAAUCAACGGCUUUAACGUUUGGCGCGAACACUCGCCCGGCUUUGUCUGUCUGUCUGGGCGUCAGCGCACUUAGUCUCUCUUUGGCGGGACAAGCUGCUGACCUUGGAAUGCCGUACCAACUCGCCGUAUUAGCUUAUAUAGCUCAUGCAGCUCAACAGAUUUACACCCUGGACAUGGAAAAUCCCGAAGAUUGUGCAUCGAAAUUCAAAUCCAAUGCUUCAGUUGGUGCAAUCAUCCUAAUGGGCAUAUUAGCCGGCGGAUACAAGAAAUACAUGAAUAACAUAGCCGAAGGAAAAAAUAUACAAGACACCGCCAAAAGCUGUUUAUUCAGCUAAGAAAAUCCCAAGUGGUACUUUUAGUGCCACUUCAGAUAUGUGUGUAAAAUUGGUAAAG
Spodoptera exigua (beet armyworm) is the source of this 1628-nucleotide messenger RNA. The record is from the annotation of a GenBank genome assembly. NCBI's taxonomy places the organism in Eukaryota, Metazoa, Arthropoda, Insecta, Lepidoptera, Noctuidae.